GACGAUGUGGAAAUUGACUUGAACCCGGAUGAGCUGAUUGAAAGUGUCCGAAAAAAGAUUCAGGAGAAGAAAGGCCUGGACUGCUACAAGCUGAAGUACCAGGGCAAGAGUCUUAAAGAUGACGAGACACUUCGACAGCACAAGGUGGAAGAAGGCGACACAAUCUCCACAGAGCCUGAGUUCCAUGGCCAGUACUUGCCCAUGGGAGUGCAGCCGUCAAUGGAGAAAAGGAAAGCCGAGGAGGAGUUGGACAAGGUUGCAGAGCUGGCGCCAGAGGUCAAGAAGGCGGCGACUGUCGCCGCGGCCGAGAACAUCACGGAAGCCGAGGUCGCAUGGUGUGGCAUUCGUGCCGGUGCAUAUGGUGAGAAGGGCAUGCGACGACAGAUGGAGGACGAAACCGUGAUAUGUGCGUCGCUUUCUGAUCUGGUGCCGCAACUUCCCCAAGAGCGCAAUUUCGCGCUUUUUGGGCUGUUCGAUGGGCAUGGUGGCAAGCAGGUGGCGGAAUUUGUUCGGACUUAUUUAGCUCCAGAGCUGGCCAGUGCUUAUGCCAAUGAUGAGCCCAAGCAGGGUCCGAUCGCGGACAAAAGGCUCAUGAAGGUAACGGAGGCCGUGUUUCAGCGAAUGGAUGCGCGGAUUGCAACCGAGCUUGCAGGUGCUUAUGACGGAUGCACGGCAAACGUUGUGUUGGCAAACGCGGACAAAAUGAUUUCCAUCAACCUUGGCGAUAGCAUGGCCUAUCUGUGUCGUCGCAAGGACGUCGAUGACCAGGAGGACACUCUUUGCAUUCCGUUGCAGCAGCGGCAGCACAAGUGCUGGAUGAUGAAGGAGAAAGAGCGCAUCUUGAGGUCCGGCGGAGCUGUGGAGAACGGCCGCAUUAACGGCAUCCUCGAGGUUUCUCGUGCCUUCGGCGAUUUGACGCUGAAGAAGUUCGGAGUGCUCUGUACGCCUGAGUACAUGAAGUUCCAGAUGGACAGGGAGAAGGAUCGCUUCGUCAUUCUGGCUUGCGAUGGUUUUUGGAAUGCAUGGACAGCUGCAGAAGCGCUGGAGUACACCCACGGCCUUGUGACCAACGAAGAGGGUCGUGCUGAGCUCGAAGGAGAUUCAAUCGACAUUCGAGGUGUUUGCAAGGAGUUGGUUCAACAUGUUAUCGAAGAGAGGAAAGCUCAGGACAACGUGAGCGUCGUUGUCUUGCAUAUCAUGCCGCAGGCAGACUGA
Molecule: messenger RNA, 1215 nt
Organism: Symbiodinium necroappetens
Lineage: Eukaryota; Dinophyceae; Suessiales; Symbiodiniaceae
Source: the annotation of a GenBank genome assembly